Molecule: messenger RNA, 9128 nt
Organism: Nasonia vitripennis (jewel wasp)
Lineage: Eukaryota; Metazoa; Arthropoda; Insecta; Hymenoptera; Pteromalidae
Gene: IntS6
Product: integrator complex subunit 6-B
Exons: 9
Coding region: 1383-4523 (1046 amino acids)
Biological process (GO): snRNA 3'-end processing
Cellular component (GO): integrator complex
Source: RefSeq, a predicted model, not a curated record
CGAGAUCGAGAACGUGUUGGGGGACGAGCUGGAGGUAUCCUCUAGGAGAAGAGGCUCCCGGGUCCGGGUUUGGGCUGGACGAAGGGUUUGGAUACGGGGUAGAGCUCCGGGGUGCGGAGAUUCGCGGAUUUCUCGGGCUGGAACCGUAACAUCUGCCGAGGCUCCAAGCGGGGCCAGGGGAUAGUGGAGACGAGGCAGUAGCCGAGAGUACAGAGAGAGAGCGACGGAGACAUCGGGAGCGACGAGGAUGCAGCUCGCGAACUCGUCUCCACCGAGGCUCGCGAAGAAUCAGCCUCGGAUAGAGCCAGAUUAAGCUCCGAUUUUCGACCUAACCUACAAGCCCCGUCCAUCCCGAGAACCCGUGGACACGAUUCAACCCGGGCUGGACCCCCAGGAGUGUCUCCAGAGGAGCCGAGAAAAAAAUUUGCGAAAAGUCAGGCUAGUGGAGAAGCUUCACAUACGCGGUCGGUCCGUGCGCGCGUCAGGUAGGUUGGGUCCCUCUCCUCGCCCGCUGGCAUCGCGCAGGCAGCCGAGAAAAAGAGAGCGAGACGGGAGUGCAGGGGCUCGCGGCCGCCGAGGGCGCCCCCUAGUGCCGCUGACUCGCCAGCCUCGUACUCGCGAGCGCUAGACAGAGACGGGGCUAUAUCGAGAGAGCCGCACAUACAAUAUUUCCCACUACUAUUACUCUCCAAGAGCGGCGCAGCGAGUUGGGGGUUGCGUGCGCCGCGCGGCGGCAUUUCAGCCGCUGACUCCGCGCGGGCACGUUGUCGCGGCCAGAGCACCGCGCGCGCGUACAUACACUUUUGAGGUUAGGAACGCCACCAGAAUACCGAGAUACAGUCGUCGCGCACUUCCGACAGACCGAGAGAGAGAGAGAGAGAGGGCACACACACGAAUACAUACAGACGUACCGUACAGCUGUGUGUAUAUGUAUAUAUAUAUAUACACACUUGCACACCGUACGUGUGGGCUCGAGAGGAGUACAUAGCGCGCGCGCACAUACGCACGCGGGUGUAGCGCGACUCGAGGGUGGGGGGGAAACCGACUCGCCCGGGAGCUCCAGGAGGCGCUCCUUCGAGGAGUGAGUCGCGCGCGCGCGCUCGUCGGACAAGUAUAAAGACAGCGAGGACCAGCCGACUUCUGAAGAUAUACCGUGAGAGAGAAGAGCGAGAGGGAGGAGCCGGAGGAACGUCGUCGUCGUCGUCGUCGUGGUGGUGUUGACUUUGAAUGGAGCUGGCAGCAGCGGCGAUGCGCCACGCCGGCGGCGCCAGCUUAGCCCUGACGAUGGGCCUCCGCAGCUAGCUACGAGGAGAAGAAGAGGAAGAAGAAGCUCCGGCUAGCCGCUAGAAGAAGAGGAUUGGGAAGAAGAAGAGCGCGCAAUCAUGACCAUAAUAGUCUUUCUCAUCGACACCUCGGCUUCCAUGAACCAGAGGGCCUACCUGGGAGGUAGGCCCACACUGCUCGAUGUGGCCAAGAGCGCUGUGGAGACCUUUGUCAAGGUACGGCAAAGGUCACCAGAGAGUAGAGGAGAUAGAUACAUGUUGUUGACCUUUGAAGAGACACCUCAUAACAUAAAGGCCGGCUGGAAGGAGAACCUGGCGACGUUCAUGAACGAACUGAAGAAUCUGCAGUGCGUGGGUCUGACAACGCUCGGAGCUGCGCUGAAAAACGCGUUCGACGUGCUGAAUAUUAAUCGCAUGCAGACCGGCAUCGAUACCUAUGGCCAGGGCAGGUGUCCGUUCUAUUUGGAGCCGUCGGUCAUCGUCGUUAUUACGGACGGUGGAAAGUAUACUACCAGCAAUGGAGUUCAUCAGGAUUUCACGCUGCCGAUGCACGCGCUAAUCCCAGGCUCCGAACUGACGAAAGAGCCGUUUCGCUGGGACCAGCGUCUCUUUUCCCUGGUCCUGCGAUUAUCUGGUACCCCGGCGGUCGAGAGGGAUACGGGGUUGGUAGCAAGUGACUCGUCGCCAAUCGACGCGAUGUGCGAGGUAACCGGCGGACGUUCCUACUGCAUCACUUCGCAUCGCAUGAUGAUGCAGUGCAUAGACUCGCUCGUCCAGAAAGUUCAGUCCGGUGUCGUUAUCAACUUCGAGAAGAUAGGACCGGAUCCCCUACCAGUAGCUAACGAAGCCCCCAACUCGGUGCAUCCCGAACUCGAUGAGGAAAACGACGAGGAGAUGACUGGACCGACCGCCAAUGGGUCGGUUACGGUAAGGGGAAGAAACGCCUCGUACGCAAACUCGAAUUCAGUGCCAGGCAUAGCCAGCGUAAUCCCUAACAAUCUGAGUAACAAUACGGCGUGGCACUCGUGUCGACGUCUGAUCUACGUGCCACGAUCGGCGCAAAAAGGUUUCGCCGUGGGCUUCUGGCCCAUCCCCGAGAGUUUCUGGCCGGACAUCUCGGCGAGUUCCUUACCGCCGCGGUCGGCCCAUCCGAAUGUCAAGUUUACCUGCACGAGUCAAGAGCCUCUCGUUAUCGAGAACUUACCGUUCGACAAGUACGAGCUCGAGCCGAGUCCGCUGACGCAAUUCAUUUUGGCGCGGAAACAGCCUACGAUAUGCUGGCAGGUGUUUAUCGCCAACUCCUAUAAGAGCAGUGAGGUCGGUCAUCCCUUUGGUUAUUUGAAGGCUAGCACGAACCUCACCUGCGUCAAUCUCUUCGUGAUGCCGUACAAUUAUCCCGUACUUCUGCCGCUGCUCGACGAGCUGUUCAAGGUUCAUAGGAUGAAGCCCAGUGCCGAGUGGAGGGCACAGUUUGCGAAUUAUAUGAGGACUAUGCCCGCGUAUUACGCAGCAUCGUUACGAAGAGCUUUAACGCGAAUGGGCGCCCCAGCUGCUCUGGCCCAGACGCUCAUACCUGACAACAUGGACAAUACCCUGUCGUAUAGCGUGCUGAACUACCUCAAGAGGUUAAAGAAUCAGGCGAAGUUGGAGUUUGACAGACUCUGCAAUGAAGUCAUAUCGAAGCAGGUGGCCAACAAGAGUCUGGCCAACGGUAGCGCCAACUCCGUCCUCGAAGGUCUACGAGUCACGCCUCGAACUACGAUCAAGAAAGACUUGCUAUCGAACUCGCUGACGGAUCUCAGGGACGAGCUGAACAAAUUCAGUGGUUUCGUGGUUGGUCUGGUGAAGAAUCACCAGCAGCAGCGAGGUGCACAGAGCUAUCGUAACGCCUUCGACAUACCGCGCAAAUCUCUACUAGAUCAGGUCGUAAGAAUGCGUGCCAACUUCCUUCAACCAGGAUUAUCACAUACGAAGCUACUGGACGACGACUACGUACACUCGAUGCCUGUCUCGCAGAUGGGCAACUACCAGGAAUACCUCAAGCGCAUGACGCCGCCACUCAGGGAGAUCGAAAGCACGCCUGUCCGGCAACACAUGUUCGGCAAUCCCUUCAAAAUCGACAAGCGCAUGAUGGUCGACGAAGCGGAUAUCGACAUGGUGGGCGCGACUUCAUCAGCCUCUAAGGGUCUCAAACGAUCUCUCGCCAACUCGGAGGCUGGUGGCCUAGGCUCAGGAGGUGGACUUAACUCAUCUCGACCUCCCAGCAAACGCAAACCUGGACCUAUUCCGAAAGACAUAAUGGUUCGCCGGCCCUCGUACUCUCCGACCAACACACCACCCGGCUCUCCAGUCCCCUGGUCCGACCACGUCAAGCGUCCGACGUCACCACUGUUCCCACCAACUCCAGCCACGACGACAGCACCAGUCGCUGCCUCGCUGACGACGUCGACGAGCGUUGUGACGGCUGUAACUUCGACGGUGACCACGAGCAAUAUCAACAGCAGUGCCAGUAUCCACAGCCUCAUGAUGUCCAAGCCCGAGCCAAAGCUCGUGAACGGAGACCUGCUGCUAGCCGCUGGUGUUUUCGAGCCCGUCUUGCCCAGUGGCAGCAACGGUGCUCUUGUGCAUGGUGGUGCUGGUGCUAGUGCGAAUCACGAGCCCGCGAACAACGUCGACGCGAAAGCUUGUGUCAGGACCGAGAUCAAACUCGAGCCCAAGGUGGCUCAGUCGGAGGCGAAGGAACUAGUACCGCCCCACGAGAACAACAGUGCUGCGGUUAGGAUUAAAUGUGAGGUGGAGAGCGGUUGUAGUAGUAGUAGUGGUAGUAGUGGUGCCGGUGCAAAAUCGGAUACGAUAGCGAACCACGUUGACGAGAAGCCGUUAAGCGAGCGCAAGCUCGAGGCUGCCGCGGCGAUGCUCGCCAAAGAGCGGGCCCUCAGCAAGAAGGAGCUCGAGGACAUCCGCAAGCACAACAUCGUCGUCAGGGACCUCAUUUACAAGGAGGUCAGAAGGAAAGGCCAAAACUUCACAGCCCUGUUCACACACCUGCAGACGAUCUACGGCAGUCUGGACACGCGGUUGGCCUUCGUGCGCGACAUCGUGAAGGAGUCGCUGCGCUUCAAACGGCGCAAGCUCGCCGGUAUGCUCGAGGACUACCUGAAGAAGCUCCAGCUGGAAGACAAGAACGUCGUCAUCACCCACAAGAGCCACCGGCAUAACGGCGCCACCAAGAUCACCUAAUCCGCGCGCGACACUCGCGGAUCUGUAGAUAUAUAUAGAUAUAUGGAUUAUAUUGAUCGACCCCGAGAGACGCUUCGUUUACUAUUAUUUUUUUUCUUCACAUUUCGCUGGCUAAUUUAUUCUUGUUUUGAAAAUCGAGAAUGGAUCGUUGCUACCUUCGCGUGUCUUAUUCCGUAUGAUUGUUUUCAUUGGGCGAACGAGUCGUGCGUUUUUUAAAAAGAAGAUCGGAGAGGCUCUCGACGCGACGAACGUUCUUGUAAUACACGUUACAAAACAGCGCUGAUUAUUGGGCGCGAUGAUAAUAAUUAUUACACUAUUACUACUAUUAUUAUUAUUACUAUUCUUAUGAUUAUAGCGAUUAUUACUAUUGUAUAACGGGUCGUUAAUCUCUGUGUAAAUUUUGUUAUUAUAUGCAUAUAUAUAUUUGUUGAAAGAGCGGGAAAGGAACGGACACACACAGGUUGACUCGAGGUUCUGCCGAGUGAUUAGCUCAAAUUUUAAGGAUCGUUCGACAUUUUUCUUUUUCUCUUUUCGACAAAGAUUACCGAGAGUAUAUAGAUACAGGACUAAACGACGCCACGCGUCGGUUAUUUGUAAAAUAAAAGGAACCCUGUAGCUUUAGGUACGAGAGGAGGUAACCAAAAGCUUAAAGCAAAGCGAUGAGCCGUGUAUUUGUAAAUGAAUAAGGACGGAGAUAAAGGUUUACUGCGUAUUUUACAAUGUAUUUUACUAAAUUAAAAUAUUUGGGAAAAAUAACGAAACGUUGCAUAUUUUGAUUCUUCUCAAGCGAAUCUCUCACUCGCUCACCGCCAAAAUUUCCACACUUUAGGAUUUGUGUGCUCUUGUACAUACAUACGAUGAGGAGAAUUUAGAGAGAAAGGAGCAGACGAAUGCGAGUGUAAUGUCCCUAACCAAAGUUUUAACUACAGUGCCUGAUGUUUUUUCUAUAUGAUGAUCAUAAAAGUAAACGAAAAAAAUUAGCUGCACUUCGUGAACGGUGAAAUUGCAAUUCCGGUGAUUUCGAACAGUAGCUUUCUUGAUCGACGAUUUCGGUAGAAAUUUUCGUCGAGUAUUAUUUGCAUUUCCUUUGUACUUUUAUACAAUUUGAUUGAAUAAUGACAAAUGGAAUUUUUUUUUAAUUAUGUGAUUGGUACGAUUGUUUAUAGUGGAAUAUCAUUGUUGAAAAUCAACUUCUGUAAAUAACGUGCAAUUCUUUCUAUAUUCAUUUUACUAUGCCGCAAAGGCUGCAUAUGAAGAUUUCACCGUUCGGUAUUCUGGAAACUUUAAGUUUAAUUGAAAAACAGCGCUAGACUUUGGUUACUUUCAUCUGUAAUAUCUAUGCGAAAUAGCUUCUCCUUUUUUUUAUUUUGAAACACGAAAAAAAUUUUUUUUUUAUUCAAGAUCUUGAUUAUAUUUUAUUUUUAUCAACAUUGCACAUUUAAUUGAUUCGACUUGGAAAAAUCAGUCGUUUUUACGAGGUUUCACGUUUGAAUUAAAUCCAUGAACGUAAAAAGCUGUUCGCAAAGAUAUUGAAUUUGCUUUGAAUGAGAAGCUUUUAUUAAGUUUGAAUAAAUACUACCACGAUGGAAAAAUGCGUGUACAAAAAAGUAAAAUAAAGUAUUUCUCGAAACAAAUUUGAUAUUCGCAAAAUUCCUUUAGAUAGUAUUUUGAUUUGCACGAAUUUAGGUUACGUCGUGAUGUAAUUCUCCAUAAGUUUUUUUAAAAAGUUGUACUUUUUAAUAUCGAUAAAACUGUGAAACAGUAUAAAGAUGUGUUUGUAAAUGAAAACCUUAAAUAUUCCAAAUAUCAUGAGAUUUUACAUUUUUUACAAUCGAAUAGUAAUGUCUAAUGAAAUUUUUCCAUCUGGGUAAUAAGACAACCUUGCCUUGCCUUUUCUGGACGUUGUGUAGCGAGAAAGUAAACAGAAACAUUUUGUAACGAAACUGUAGGUGGCCGCAAUUCUUGAUUCCCUCGAUAUAACUAAACUACAGGUGGUUUGAAAUUCAAAACUUUUUCAUUCAGAACUGCCAUGGAUGUUGUCAUACUUUUCAAAUUUACUUGAUUUCUUAUAAUCAGAUCAUAGAUUUUCAUUAGAAAACUGCACGAAUACAUAUCUCUGAUUUAGAGCAGAAAAUAUACAUGGUCCUGUAGGUAUGAAAAACUUUCGUUUUCAAACAAACUAUUCGCGAAAAAUCAUUGCGUCAGGAUAUAGAGGCGAUCUUAUCCACAACAAAGGGACGAGGGAUUCCGAAACGAGAACUUUAGUGAAGUCCCUGAAGUGGACGAUGACAAGCUAAAUACGCUUAUCGGCUACGAAAUAUUGAGCCGAGCACCUUUUUAACACUAAGUGCGAUUUCGUAAUUUACCCAAAGCGUCGAAAGUGGAAAGUGUCGCGAAGUGAAUAUUUUUACGCAAUCGAUGAGUCGUACUUGAAAAUUGGUUGAUACUAUUAUUAUUAUUAUUAUUAUUAUUAUAUUAUGAUUACUAUUAUUACAUGGUUGUUAUUGUUUUUAGGAAAUGCAUUAUAAUUAUUAUCCUAUUAUACAUAAUGAAGUUGAUCAACUUGGGAACUUGCAUAUGAGAAUCAUUGAAUUAAUACUGUGUAAUGAAGCGAUGUUAAAACAAUCGCAUCUUAUAAAGACGAGAAUAAAAAUAGCGAAUUAUAAAUGAAAUGAAAAACGGAAACAAAUUGUGCAAGUACCCAACCACACGAAAUAUUUGUGUAUUCCUGGUGGAAAUAUUUAAAUAGAAUACUUUUGAAAAAAUAACGAAUUGUGUAAAAUAUUGUACAUUUUUAAACUUUAAAAUAUGUAGCAAUUGUGAAAAUAUGUAAAUAAAUGUAAUGAUUUAAACAGUUUUAAUCGGUAUGUGGAUAUAUUUUUUGUUACAUUAUUUUCUAAAUUAUUUUUCGUUCUCUAUUCUUUAUGCGAGACUUAUAUUUUCAAAAUCAUUUGACAGUAAUAUUUUCACCACAACAAGCUAGAGCAUGCAGCGUACUUUAUUAAUUUAUGCUAAAAAAUCGUAAAAAAAUUAGCAAUUCCAAUGCAAUGUCAACCGAAUUUGAUAUUCCAAUUUAUUUUCGGCGACGCUCGCACAUUGAUUUGAACAAUCGACUUUAUUAUUUAAUUCAUAGUUAAAUAUAGCCUCUUGACUUCGAGCAAGCUGUUUGCAUCGCCUAGAGUCUAUUAAAAAUGCAAAGCCGAUAACGAGCGACAGAGUCAUCAGAUUCGAUUGAAAUUGAUUUUAACAAGAAACUAGUAUAUGCUGUACCGAAGAAAACUAUAACAAUAAGAUCGCCCGAUUCACACUCUGUAUACCUACGCGUAUACUUAUUUAUAUGUGUAUACGAUAAAAUAAAAACAAAAAGAGUCAAGUGGACACUCUUGAGUCGCGCCGCUAAAUAAUCAGUUUCGAACCUUUCGCUUCGCGAAUGAGAAGAAGCGAGGAAAGCGAAAAGCAGAAUAAGUGAUUCGAUAAGAGCUGUGUUCACCGGAGCAUAAAAUCGCGCGAAAGCUUUUUUUCUUAUUGUGAAUGCAUAAUUAAAUGAAUUUUUAAAAGUUUUCUGCGACCGACGACGAGGAGAGGAUGAAUUUUUCUAUAAAUUUACAAAAAAUUUCCGACGGGUAUAACUCAGCGACGACGAGAGCGUCGUUUUCCAAUAACGAGUAUAUUUAAUUAUGCAUAAUAAUGUAAUCGCGUGUAUGGCGUGUCAAUAAACUAGUCUUUUUGUGUCAGAGACGAGCUACUGUAAAUAGUGUAUAAGGUGCUGUUGUGAAGGGAUGUGAAAGUUGAUCGCAACCAAUCGCCGAACGAUUCGUUUUAACGAUGAGUUUUAUUUUUUAUUAGUCCACUUUAUAUACAUUGAAUUUUUUCUACGCCUUUACCUUGUCACUCUUUACUUGCGGAUAGCUCCUAAUCAAAAAUAACUGUCACACGUCUGAUUACAGAAAAACAGCUUUCACGUCACCCGAGCUUAACAGCAUAGUUUCAUAGAAGUACGAUUCAUCGAUCAGAUCGAUAUAAUAUCCUGAAUCUAUAAUUGUCGACAAAAAUGAACGAUAAGUGAUCCUCUAUUGUAUAGUAUAACAGGUAGCGAGCCGACCGUGUACAUAAAAAAUUAAAAAGCGUGUACAAUUUGUAAAUAAAGAUAAGAGUUCAUGAUUUCUUUUUGUCAAGUAAACGAAACGAAUGGAUAAUAUAUACCGCAGCAAGCCAAAAAUGUAUAUCGAACGCGUGUGUAAUAAUCCAAUUGUUGUUUUCUCCGCCUGAUAGAGUCGAGUAAAUUUGGUGGCGCUGUUUGUUUUAAAGAAAUCGUUGUAUACUCCGCGGAAAGUCGAAUUAUGAAAAAAACACAAUCUUUAUCUAUUCGAUUCGUUUACUGCGAUACGACGAUAGCGGUUACAUAUAUACCUUAUAAAGUACGUCGAAUAGUGCGAUUAAAGCGUACGCGGAUAUAUGAAUUGUUUGAUUUUCACGUUUAUAUUUUUGCAGAAAUGCCGAGUAUAAAGAACAUUCAAAAAAGACUAAAAAAAAAUAUUGCAAAAGAAUUCGACGUUGAACGAAGAAUAUGACAUAAUCGAGAAUAAAAUCCUUUUCGAAAUAUUA